CACUCACGCUAUCGUGCAAUUUUUGUAUGAAAACGAAUUCGUUCGGGCACUAAAAAAGCAGUUUGAAUUUUUUCUUAGAGGUCCCAUCAUUGUGUGUAGUUCAACAGUUUCUGAAAGUACUACACAUAUGUGAAGUGGAACCAAUUUCACUCAACUUGAGAAUUUCAGGAACUGUUGAACUACACAUAAAUUAAAAGUUAUGUAAACACUGAGCUGAAACAGCAGCUGUGCAUUCGAUUUUACUGUUUGUUACAUCGCUCUACAUUGCCGUUAAAUCUAUAGUACGUAAUGAAAUGUGGUUGAAAAACGUUGCAUUACAUUCCCGACUAUUCCCCACCGUCCAAUCAGAAAUUGCCAACGUAUGUAGCCUAAGCCUAAACAAGGCUACAGCACGUGACAAGGGCGGUUUCUUAUCUAAAGCGGUGAAGUUAUACGUGACAAUGCCCUAGGCGAAUAGCUAGGUAAAUCGAAACCUAUUGCGUAGCAUAUCUCCAAUUUCUCAUGGAUUGCACUUUCCGGAAAAGUUGUCCCGGGAAAAGCGUCGAACACAAUGAAAUUCUGCGACAGAUUACAGAACAAUUGGCAGAAAUCCACUCCCGAGGAGAGAUUCAUGGGAAACACAUUUCGUCCCUCGCCGAAAUCCUUGAUUCAGCGCGAAAAUUGGAUAUUUCAAACGAAUCGUUGAGCGAAUGGCGGCCUGCUGAAGAGACGAAGACCGAUUUAAAACCAACCAAAGAAGGAGAUGUAUUUUCCUUGGGAUGCUACUUUUAUUACGUCAUCACCGGUGGACAACAUCCGUUCGGGAAAUCUGGCCAACGCGCCUUGUUUAUCGAAAACAAUUUGUAUCAUUUGGCUGGAUGUCGAGACCAACAACUUCAAACGCUCAUAGCCAAAAUGAUCAGUCACGAUUGCACAAAAAGGCCCACUUCAUCCGAAUUGCUUAAGCACCCAUUCCUUUGGCAUGGUAAAAAAAUAGAAGAGUACCUGAGGAAUGUGGCCGAAAAUAUCGACGAGAAGAGUGAUCAAUAUAAUAAAUGGAAAGGUACCAUUCUCUUGUCAGACAAAUCAAUUGGAGUCAACAGAGGUCAGAAGAAAACGUCAGUAAAGGUUACAAAUGUUGCUGCGGUUUUGAAAGAAAUCAAGGAAAAAAAAGCGAACCCAACAGAUUUGUGUCAAAUGUUUCCGAAUCUAUUUCCCUCUGUAUACAUUUCUGAAAAUACUGAAAGCAACGAAAUAGAGCAAGAAAUCGAGAAUGAGUCGCAGCCAGAAAUUUUCAACGACCUUUUGAUAGCGAAUGGGAGAUUUGGAAAAGUCGAAUCGGUUACGAAAAUCAAGAGACGUCAUGGUCGUCUCGGAUUGCAACACGUCCAUGUGAUUCAAUUUCAAAAAGAUUGUGAUGACACAAUAACGACUAAAUGGGAACGUUUGCGUUAUUUAAGUCAUCCGAACUGCCUGCAAUGCUUCUAUCUUGUUGAGAACACUUCAGAAAUUUGCAUGGCUUUCGAGCCAUUCAAUGAAACACUGGAGACAUGGCUUGAAAGAAGAGAUAGAAAACAAUUGGACUGUGAAACUAUAACUGACAUUCUCCGUCAAAUCACGAAAGGACUUAUGCAUUAUCAUACCAACAAGCUCACACACGGGAACCUAUCUUUAAGCCAAAUCGUAAUUUUUGAAAAGGAAUCGACCAUCGUUGCAAAAGUUGCGACACUUGCGUUAAGUCCCGAAAAAUCUUCUCCAGACCUGACCACAGCUAACAUGAAAAAUGACAUUCGGGAGCUUGGUCAAAUAUUUUCUCAUUUGUUGAGUGAAUCCCCGCAAGAAAUAUCACAAUCCCGAAUCCACCUCAUCCGAGCCAUGAAAGAAUCAGUUCUUCCAUCAGCAGCAUCAAUCCUGAAACACCCGUUCCUUUGGUCGCUGGAAAUGACCACAGCUUUUCUUCUUGCGGCUCGUGAUUACUACGUGCAUCAUCCAAAUUUCGACAAAAUAUCAACACUGAAUCCUGAUCAACAAAAUUUGAUAACAAAUAGAGUAGCUCUGCAAACUUUUUCAUUGCAAAUGCGCAAUUUGACUGCGGAAGAGCACAAUUCAUUUGUUGCGGAAUGGACGAAGAAGCGAUUUCCUAAAUUAGUUCUGCAGACUUGGCUCAGAUUACAAAAAUUCAAAGAGGUUUCUUCUGACGAAGAUUUGGAUCUCAGUUCCUUUUAUCACCCGAAUUAUGAUUUCCCUGCAUAUGAUGAGCCCAUAGAUGAUGAAACAAUUAUUGACAUCAAAAACGAUGAUAGGAGUCCACCACAAAAUUCGGAAUUCGGAAAAUCAGAAAUGCAUUCCCUUAAAAAGUGCACAAAAAGGAUAUUAAUAACCAAAAUGGAUCAAGAGACCAGUAAUUAUAUUAUGAAGCACAUCGACAAUUUAUCUACAAGAACAUCUCGUCCCUUGCCCGUCUCGGUCGUUGCUCAUCAAUCUGAUGACUCUUACGAAUCAACUUUCAAUGCAUUUAAAAUGGAAAUUGAAGCAGUUAUUUUGAAGUUCGCGCAGCUCUGGAAGAAAAAUGCUACACUUGCCAUUGCCGACAACUAUCAUUUAACACCAAUUUCCUCCGCUGCGCGCUUCGCUGCAAACAACAAGUCUCCUCAAAUCAUCUCAUUGUAUAGAAAAAACAAGGCGCUUCACUUCGCAGUAAAGAAUAAUUGGCUAACAAGAGCCCAUUUUCUUUUGCAAAGUGGAGCCGAUAUUAAUGUAAAAGACGUUUCCGGCAAGAGUCCACUUCACAUUGCAGUGGACAUGAACUCAGUUGAAAUGGUGAAACUGCUACUCAGUUAUCACGGGAAUCCAAAUGUUGCUUUCCCAGAAAAUGCUGAUAAUAUUAUCAUUGGUCGUGCCUUGCAUCUUGCAGUGGCAAAAAAUUUGCCGGAAUUGGUGGAAGUAAUUUUGAAUGCUGGUGCAGAUACCAAUCAAACAAACUGUAACGGUGAAACUGCGCUCCAUUUGGCGGCAGCAACACACACUCUCAGUCCCAACCGUCUACUCAUAGUGGAUCUGUUGAUCAAAAAAGGAGCCAACCCCAAUGUCAUUGAUAACCGUGGCCGUACAGUGCUUUACAGCGCACUAUUCAACAUGGCCGAAGAUGUUGCGAAACUAUUAUUGGAAAUGGAUUGCGCCAUCGAAGUUGUCAAUCAACAGGAAUUUGAAACGGGACUUACACCUUUACACUUGGCUGCUUGGCACAAGUAUGAAAACAUAACAACGAUGCUCCUUGCCAAAGAAGCCAAAGUAGAUAUUAAAGAAAGAAAUGGCCUAACGCCUCUCGAGUACGCUGCUGCAUUAAAUGCUGUUAAUGUGGCUGAACGUUUAUUAGAAGCCGACGCUGAAGGCAUCUCGCGAAACCAAGUUAAAAAUAUCCGUUCGCCGUUGCAUGUGGCAGCUGCAUACGAUGCGCUUGAAGUCGGGGUACUCUUCAUUUCAAAAGGAGCAGAUAUUCAUUCCAUUGACGGACUAUGUUUAACUCCGCUUCACUACGCAGCCUAUCGCAAAAGCACGCGUUUCAUCGAAUUUCUUAAAGCCACGCAAGAAAACUGGCUUGAUGUAUCGGCAUCUGAUGAGAGGCAUCAGCGCAAACCGAAGCUGAAACGGAAUAAGGAAAAAAUAAACAGAAAACGCCUCUUUCGUCCACGAAGGCAUCAGCCAGAAAUUCGGCGGAAACGCCAACCACCAAAUCAACAACAAUACCACACAAUACCUAACCUGAGCAAAAAUCUCAGCCCUGAUGAGUUGGCGUCAAUCCCGCAGUUAAUCGAUUGUUUUAAAGUCAUUAGCUCGGAUAUUCCAAAAUUUCCGAUAAACAAUCCUUCGUCUGUAACCUCGUUUGUAACUGUAAAACAACAACAAGUGAUAAAUUUAGCCCCUAGACACGGUAAGUUUAUGGGGGAGGGGGAUAGUUUCAGUAAAUUUGAAGUUCUUGCGAAAUAACUUUGUUAAAUUUUACAUGCAUCAUUUUGUCUUUGUAGUGAAACAUAUAUAUUGUGUAGUUCUAUUGCCUAUUGCAUUAUUCAAUACACCAUAUAUAAAUAUA
This is a messenger RNA of Daphnia pulex (common water flea), 4069 nucleotides long. RefSeq lists its product as uncharacterized. NCBI's taxonomy places the organism in Eukaryota, Metazoa, Arthropoda, Branchiopoda, Diplostraca, Daphniidae. Bases 502 to 3966 code for a protein of 1154 amino acids. The record is from RefSeq and is a predicted model, not a curated record. Gene Ontology annotation, biological process: protein phosphorylation. The transcript has 9 exons. Gene Ontology annotation, molecular function: ATP binding; protein kinase activity; protein binding.